AUGCCUAAUGAUUCUCUUAUACUGGCUGCCUACAGUGAAAUAUUUGAACAGAGAUAUAUAUUUGCUUCUGUUUUAAUUCUGUUAUAUCCAGUUACCAUCGUAGGGAACAUGUUUUUGAUUUACACCAUUUGUACUGACAGAUCAUUACACAAACCCAUGUACAUUUUGAUAGCUAAUUUAUCAUGUAUAGGUGUGUACGGAGGUCUUUUUUUUACUCCUUCGGUUUUGUUUUGUUUCUUCACGGGGAAUUAUCAGAUAUCAAGGGUAUUUUGUCUAAUGCAAGUAUUCAAUGUGAACACUUAUGGAGGGUGUGAGAUCUCAAAUUUGAUGUUGAUGGCUUAUGAUCGUUACAUAUCCAUAUGCUUCCCUUUGAACUAUGCGGCAUUCAUGACUCCUACAAAGUGUUGCAUUACUUUAUCUCUUACUGCAAGCCUUAGCUCGUGUGGGAGAAUAAUUGAAAAGGUAUAUUGUGACAACUACUCUUUGGUGAAAUUAGCCUGUUCAGAUAUCUCACAUUUGUCAAUAUACUCGACAACUGUUACAUUUUUUUCUGUAGUGCUACCAUUUUUUGUCAUUCUGUAUUCAUACUUGAGAAUCAUUUUGGUUUGUGUAAAAUUGACAAAUUCCGGACAAACUAAAGUGAUUAAGACUUGCAUUCCUCACUUAGUAGCAAUUGGAAACUUCCUAAUUGGCUGUUCUUUUGAGCUGUAUCAAAGCAGAUUUAAUAUGAAUUUUAUGCCAUACACAAUACGUGUUGCACUUUCCUUGUAUUUUCUGAUAGUUUCACCUGCCAUGAAUCCAAUUAUAUAUGGGGCUAGAACGGAAAAUAUAAGUAAUGCAAUCUACAGAAAAAUGUUUUGGACUAAACAUUUUGAAGGUUGA
Messenger RNA from Osmerus eperlanus (European smelt), 882 nucleotides. RefSeq names its product olfactory receptor 4D5-like. Bases 1 to 882 code for a protein of 293 amino acids. Gene Ontology annotation, cellular component: membrane. Gene Ontology annotation, molecular function: G protein-coupled receptor activity; odorant binding; olfactory receptor activity. The transcript is spliced from 2 exons. The record is from RefSeq and is a predicted model, not a curated record. Lineage: Eukaryota; Metazoa; Chordata; Actinopteri; Osmeriformes; Osmeridae. Gene Ontology annotation, biological process: detection of chemical stimulus involved in sensory perception of smell; G protein-coupled receptor signaling pathway.